UGGAGCUGUGUCUCGCUUGUCGCGCCGCACCGUAACCCCGAGCCUCAAACGGCAGAGCUGCUUUCCUUUCCUGCAUCUCGUCCUUUGUUUCAGCCGAAACCCUUAAGGGAAAUAGUGAGGAAACAUUGUAGCUCCAUGUCUGUCCCUCCUUCUGCCCAGCUAAUCCCCCAUCUGGAGAAUAGAGGGGGCGUGUCCUGCCAUGGAUAACGCACUGCGAAAGCCCGUCAGUAAAGCUCCAGAUGGUCUGUUGCUUUCAUGCAUGGAGAAGAUACAGAGGACACUAAAUGCUCAAUCCAUGUUUUCUGUGAUGAAUGUGUUGGAACGUUUAUCCAGACAAAAAGGACUUACUGUUCAUGUUAGCCCCAGUGGGACAACCUGCUACAUAACAUCAAUGAUGUUUUAUGUAGAAAUUCAGCUGGAGGAGGAUGGAGAUGUGAUGGAUGUAAAGUUGGCUCACUUUGAAGAAGCUCCUGUGGUUUGUGAUGAUUUGGUCCAGCUUCUAAGGAUGAAGAACUAUGAUGCCUUUGGCAAGAUUCUAGAAGACCUGUCAAAUAUGUAUCAAAUUCCAGGAAACAGCGAAAUGAAAGCUAAGGGAUAUCUUGCUUUGCAGGCCCUUGAAAAAGACCUUUAUUCAAUGUCACUUCUUGACAGAACACAGGAUCUAAACAGAGUUACUGAAGUACUUCAUGGAAAAGUAGGACACCUGGUGCCAAGAACUGGAGGAACCCCAAUGAACAUUGAAUUUUACAUUUCUCCCUAUCAAGUUUUGGAAGCAGAACUAAAUAAUGGUUCCCAGGUAUGUGGAACAAAAACAGUUGUAACUGUUGAAGGCACAGAUACACUGUACAAACUGCCUCUUUCUCCAUUAAUUAUAGAUCCUCAAGCUGGAGAGGACAGCAACCCUGCUUUUUUGCAACUGACUGAUGAACUCAGCAUGGAUUUGCCAGCUCAUUUUGUUCUGAAGUUUCAUCAGCCUGUUCCAAUGUCUUCAUCCAGUAUUGAAGAGAUACAGAAGCUCACAGGCAUGUUAUAAUUGCUUUUU
Molecule: messenger RNA, 1042 nt
Organism: Zonotrichia albicollis (white-throated sparrow)
Lineage: Eukaryota; Metazoa; Chordata; Aves; Passeriformes; Passerellidae
Product: mediator of RNA polymerase II transcription subunit 1
Biological process (GO): regulation of transcription by RNA polymerase II; cellular response to thyroid hormone stimulus
Cellular component (GO): mediator complex
Molecular function (GO): transcription coregulator activity; nuclear retinoic acid receptor binding; nuclear thyroid hormone receptor binding
Source: RefSeq, a predicted model, not a curated record